CUUCUUCGUUCAUUUCGUUGUUGGACGCCAUAGUCGACGUUUCGUUUCGCAGGGAAGUGGACAGUAAAUCGCGAACUUUUUCGUGAAAAACCUUGUCUUUAAUAAUUACUGCUUGAAACAUUUGAACGGACGAUGGCAGGAGCCGAAUCACCUAAAUUAAAACAGGAAUCGCAGAAUGCAUCUGCGGAGAAUAGUAAUGAAAAUCCACGAGAACGGAAUCCUCCUGGUGGCGGCAACCGCGGCCCUCGCGGACGAAAAGGAGGAACACGUUUUUCUGGCGGACGUGGUGGCGGAAUGGGCGGAGGGAACAGAAAUAAUGAUGGACCGAUGAAGAUGAAUGAUCCUAUGGAUGGUGGUAUGGACAAUACUAUAAACGAAGGAAUAGGCGGAGGUAUGGGAGGAGGUAUGGGAGGAGGUAUGGGAGGAGGUAUGGGUAUUGGACGUGGCGGUGGAAUGCGUGGUGGUAGAGGUGGCCGUGGAGGGGGUGAUAGAAACAUGGGAAAUCGAUCACAAGAUAAAAAUCGAUAUCCGCCAUCAGAGGCCCUCUUCGAUUUUGUGUGCCACGUUGAAUGUGUUAAUAUAAUAUGCGAUCGUUUAAUGGAACGGAUUAUGGCUAUUAGUGGUCCUACACAUGAUCUAUCACCCCCAGAAACCACGGAAAAGAAAUUCAGUGGUCGUAAUCGUCUGUAUAUUGGAAACUUGUCAAAUGAUGUUACAGAAGAGGAAAUUCAACAGAUCUUCCAACAAUAUGGUGAAAUAUCCGAACUUUUUGUAAAUAAAGAGAAAAACUUUGCAUUUCUUAGGAUGGAUUAUAGGGUAAAUGCCGAAAAGGCAAAACAUGAGUUAGAUGGAAAAAAUGUAUUUACAAAUAGUAAAGGACGUGCACUUAAGGUUCGUUUUGCUCCACAUUCUUCGACAGUCAAAGUUAAAAAUCUUACACCUUGGAUUACGAAUGAAUUGCUUGAGAGGGCAUUCAGUGUCUUUGGUGAAAUUGAACGGGCGAUAGUUAUAGCGGAUGACAAGGGAAAAUCUACUGGAGAGGGAAUUGUAGAAUUCUGCAGAAAACCGUCAGCCCAACUUGCUUUACGAAAGUGCACAGAAGGAUGCUACUUUUUAACCGCGUCUCUACGUCCUGUAGUUGUUAAACCAUUUGAAUUACUAGAUGACAUUGAUGGUUAUUCAGACAAAAAUCUACCUCGGAAAAAUCAGGAAUUUUUUACAGCUCGCGAUAUUGGCCCAAGAUUUGCAAAGAUAGGAAGUUUUGAAUAUGAAUAUGGCACGAGGUGGAAACAACUGCACGAAUUAUAUGAACAGAAAGAAGAAGCACUAAAAAGAGAAAUGGCAAUGGAGGAAGAAAAAUUGGAAGCUCAAAUGGAAUUUGCACGAUAUGAACACGAAACUGAAUUGUUGAGAGAACAACUGCGUAUGCGCGAGGCCGAUCGUGAGAGACAAAAGCGAGAAUGGGAAAUGAAAGAAAGACAGGCUGAAGAACAAAGAACGCGUGAAGAAGAACUACGAAGGAGACAACAAGAAGAAAUGGCAAUGCGUAUUAGAAGACAAGAAGAGGAGUUACAUCGUCGUCAGCAAGAAAAUAAUUUAUUCAUGCAGGAGCAAACAAUGAGAGGAGGUGGAGGAGGCGGGAUGGGAGGAAAAAAUUAUGAUUCCGUUGGUAAUAAUGACCGCGAUGGAUAUGGACAGCCAGAUGGUGGAAGCAGCAUGCCAGUGGAUCCAAAGUCUUUUAUGGAUGCUUAUAAUAGUAUGGAUCGUGGUAGCCGUGGGGGUUACAACGACGAUCGUAGUCAAAUAAUGGAUUUGAUGGAUAUGAGGGUCGAUAUGGGCAAUAUGGGUGGUGGUCGUGGAGGUAGUGGUGGUAGUGGACGUUGGCAAGGUGGAAGUGAUCGUAAUCGUCAGGAUGACUAUCCUAAUAAAAGAAGACGCUAUUAAAAAUGUUGCGGUAUUAACAUAACUUCCCUUUUCUAAUCGAUUGAGAAGAAUCGACAGUUCGCAUUGUAGUCAUUUUUUUUUUUUUUUUUUUAGCAAAAUUUGUUAUCGAUCAUCUUUCACGUUUUAUAUCAUGGCACAGUGUUUCGAGUAUAUGGGCGUUCAGGGCAAAAAUCAUAACAUUGUAUCUGUAGACAAUUUUUCCUUCAAUUCACUCUUUGGUUUUAAAUUCGACUUUCGUUCUUUGUUAAAAUGUAAAUACUACGAUUAUAUUCAUUCAGGGCCAAAUUCAGAACAUACGCGUGUUUGCAUCAUGACACAUGAAUCAUUUGUUGCUAUUAAAUAUUGCCUUGUAUGUCUAGUUCGAUAUUUCCUUAAUUUUAUUAUAUCAUUUUCUGUGUUUUGAUACACUUGUAUCAUAGUUUAUGAUAAGUAAAUUGUACAAAUUUUUAUUACAGUUUUCCCUAGAACUGUUGCGGCUAUGACAUUUCCUCCGUAUAUAUCUUAUUUCAUUAUGAUGUCUAACUACUAUAGCUUCUUUAGACAACGUUUUGAUAAAUAUUGUCGCGCGUGUAAUAAUAUCUAUUCUGUAAAUUAAUAAUUUAUACAAAGACAUAUUAUACCAUUCAUAAACAGAGAAAUAUAUCGUUAUUGUUUUUUGUAACAGUCUUCAAAUACCAUUUCGUGUUCUUAUCUGAAUUUGUUUUUCAAGAAAAUAGAAAUUACAAGAUGUAUAAUACUAUCAAAUUUGUAAUACGACUAUAUUGAUAAUACUGUACAAAAGUAAUACGAUAACUAUAGCAAACAAAAGAAAAUUUAACGAAAAAUAAACAGUAUCUAUAUAAUGAAGGAUUACGAAUGUGUUUAGUGGGUCAUAUAGCAUUUUGCGUAACGCUCGAACGUGCCAUUUCGACCAUCUUUUCUAUUUUGAGCAAACUUUAGACAAUUGAAAAUUUGAUUUUAAUAUAAAAUUUAUUACUAUUCUUUGCAUUAAAAAAGUCAAGAUCAUUUGUUAUUAUUGAAAUUGAAUUAACUCUCACCAGUUUCAAAGGUGAUAGGAUACUGAAUUUUUAAGAAAAAUCAGAUUAAAUAUGCAAAUGCUCUGAUUUUUGUGAUAAGCUUUAUGCCUCAAUUUUAGUAACAAAUUAAUAUAUUGAAAAGUCAUAUUAAUAUUAUAAACUACAUUUCAUUAUUAAUAUUUCAAGAUGGAACAAUCUGUAGAUCCUAAUUCUUUUUUUCAUUAGCUCUCUUUAUUUUCUUUUUCUCUUUUUUUCUUUCUUAUUUCUCUCUUUUCUUUUUCUCUUUUUCUCUUUUUUUGUCCAUUGAUCGAAAUACUGUGCAUAAAGGCGAAACAAUAUUAAUAAGAAUGAAUAGGAAACAAUGAAAGGGUGAUAUGUGAUGAUUGAGAGAGUGUGCUUUUAUAUUUUUCAACGUGGAUCUGAUUUCGUGAUAUCGCGAAUUAUUUUUUAUUCACGAGGCAUUACUUCAAAAAAUUUCAAGGGAGUACCCUAUCUUGUGAGCCUAGAAAACAGAUAAAUUAAGACUUUCCGUCUUAGGGUAAUUAUCGUGUGAAAUAUCGGGAUUUUCUUUCAAAGGAUGUUGAACAACGUUUUAUAUUCAGUUUUAUUGUUAUUGUCUAAAAUUACAAAACGGCGGAGUUAUGCAACAUUAUUAUCUAUUGUCAUGUUUAACAAAGCCUUGGAAUCUAGUAUCGAAAGUGACUGGAACGUAAAACAAAAAAAAAUUCCAUAUCAACCUAAGGAAAAAUAAAGUAUCUAUAACGUGUAGUUCACUAUCCUUAGGUAACUUUCAGUAAUAUAUAAAUGAUGGUAUUUGAAAGGAAAUGGGUUUUCAUCCUACAAAGUUAACUUUUGUAAAAGUUGAACAAAUUUAAAUAUCAGACAAGAUCGUACGCUAUGCAUUUUUUACGUAAUCUUAUAAGAAAUAAUACGUAAAAAUUUAAAGUUAGUCGAAUAUAGUUAGUACUUGACAUCUACUUUGGGUCUCACGUGAGAACGAUGUUUUCAUAGCCGUUUAAGCCAAUAUUUUAACGAAAUAAAACAAACUUUUUAAGAAUUUAUCCUUAGCUCGCAGUUCUAACACUAUAACACAGGAUGCUUCUGGCUGGGAAACUUUCAUCAGCUUGUUUUAAAGCUACUCUCAGUAAUUAUGGAAUUUCUUUGGACCUCUAUCGUGUUCCUGAAUUAUCGCGCGUUUAGGCGUCGUUCGUUUACUUCUUCAGAAAAAUUGCUUGUACUACUUCCAAUAACCGAUAUCAUAAAUUGCUUCAUUAAUGAUAUUGUUUUAUAUCAACUGUUGAGAAGAAUAAUGGCAGCAACGAAAUCUGCAAUUUUUCUCAUCACCAUUCUCCAUUUUGUUAUUACAGAUUAUUAUCUUCGGGACAAUUGUCCAAAUUACAGAAUUUACACUCACUCUUAUUGUUUUGCGUGAAUCACCCCAUACCGUUUUUCCGGAUUAUUUCAGCCGAGACGGUUUCCUAACAUUACUUCAAUAAACAAACAAUUAAAAGGUUUUAUCGAUAUUGAAAAAUUAACCGAAAUUUCUGUUUCACAAACGUUAUAUCAGAUCUUCCUGCUUGACGCAAUAUACAGUGAUUUUUGGUGCCGUAACUUCGCCAAUUUUCGAAUUUCGAAAAAUCCAAUUACGCUAUUCUACGAAAUAUUGAAAAUAACUUCGGUUUUUCGAAACCGACAAGGUUAGGGGUACUCCCUUCCCAAAUAUAAAUUUACGAAUGUGUGUUAAAUACAUGGGAAGCCCUUUUAAAAGGAUUUAAUAGUACUUUUCAAUUUGAUGUAUUAACAAAUUGUAAAUAUUUUAACAGGCAUACUUUUGAGCCAUCAAAAAAGCAAAAUAUCAUGGUACUGUUAAAACAUGGACUAUUAACAUAAUCAUAUCAUUUUCAAGGAUAAGGAAACGAUUUGAACUGUACGCCUCUUAAUCCCCCAUAAGACUGUUCUAAAGAUGAUAAAGAUAUGAGAAUCGCAUAUAAUGGUAAAACUGAAUUUAAAUUUGCGGUGUCACUAUAACAUACAGUAAUGUAGACAAACGUAUAUUCACUGUCAAUUAGUACUUUCAAUAAAAUAAUCAUCUCAUAGGAGUUUCUAUUUAUGAAACAAUAUGUAAAUAUUACAAAUAAUAUAGUAUAUUACUUUUCAUUACUAUUGUAUUGUCAUACUAUAUACUAUUCGUAGUUCAUUAUUUCAUUUGAUUCGGUAGUUUUUCAGAGUGAAAGUUAUAUACACUGUCCGUACUUUUAGCUUUGUUCUUUACGAUUAAAAAGUUAGUUCGUAAGUAAAAAGUGCGAUUUUAGUAAAUCGAUAUCGGUCAUUUGGUAGCUUAUCUUUCUAAUAACGAGUAAAAUUUCUUAUAUACGUGUCUGUGUCAAAGUUAGUUUUACCCUGUGCAUUAUGCAUAUUCAUACGUUAUGUGUCUUUAUGUUAACGAUGGUGUGAGUGUCGCCACGAGAAGAAGUAUAUGCAAUAUCUGCAUUACUUGAAGCUUUAUAAAAUUAAUUAAUUAUAUUAGAAUAAGACGUAUAUCUCAGCAGCAGUUAAUCAAUCUGCGCUUGUGCUAUUCAAAUCUUGUGAAGGAACAUAAUUGACAGAAAGUAAUUUUAUGAAUAAAGGUUUACAUAUAUAUCCAUA
Molecule: messenger RNA, 5606 nt
Organism: Bombus terrestris (buff-tailed bumblebee)
Lineage: Eukaryota; Metazoa; Arthropoda; Insecta; Hymenoptera; Apidae
Product: hrp65 protein
Exons: 10
Coding region: 133-1944 (603 amino acids)
Biological process (GO): regulation of DNA-templated transcription
Cellular component (GO): nucleus
Molecular function (GO): RNA binding
Source: RefSeq, a predicted model, not a curated record